Messenger RNA from Helobdella robusta, 270 nucleotides. RefSeq lists its product as hypothetical. The record is from RefSeq and is a predicted model, not a curated record. The annotation marks the transcript as partial. NCBI's taxonomy places the organism in Eukaryota, Metazoa, Annelida, Clitellata, Rhynchobdellida, Glossiphoniidae. Gene Ontology annotation, molecular function: single-stranded RNA binding. The transcript is spliced from 2 exons. Gene Ontology annotation, biological process: regulation of alternative mRNA splicing, via spliceosome. Gene Ontology annotation, cellular component: nucleus.
GAAAAUGACAAAACCGUUUGGUGUGGAAAUUUGCAUAAACUUGUUAGUGAGGAAAUCAUAUACGAACUUAUGCUACAGGCUGGUCCAAUUGAUACAGUGAAAUUAAUUACAAACAAGGACCCUUCCAAUUCAAAUUAUGCUUUUAUCAAGUUCCAACACAGAAUUUCUGUUGCUUUUGCAAAAAUGCUAUUCAAUGGAUUGUCUUUAUACAAUAAUCCAAUUAAAGUUCAGUCAAGAUACAAUUCUAAAACUAGAAGCUCAAAUCUCUCA